Cynara cardunculus var. scolymus (artichoke) is the source of this 2042-nucleotide messenger RNA. Its product is annotated as serine/threonine-protein kinase STY46-like. Gene Ontology annotation, molecular function: ATP binding; protein kinase activity. Gene Ontology annotation, biological process: protein phosphorylation. The transcript has 16 exons. The record is from RefSeq and is a predicted model, not a curated record. The coding region runs from base 142 to 1836 and encodes 564 amino acids. Lineage: Eukaryota; Viridiplantae; Streptophyta; Magnoliopsida; Asterales; Asteraceae.
UUCAGUGAGUGUGAAUUUUAAUUUUGGUCUUUGGUUUCUUCGUUGUGCUUAUUUGAUGUGUGAGUUUUUGGAUGUGAUCGAGUAUGUUGAUCAUCGUGGUUAUCGUGUUGGAAUCGGCUUUGAGUUGUUUGUGUUGAAGGAAUGGUGAUGGAAGGCGGAGAUACUGAGAGUUGUUGCAGUAGCAGAGCUUCGGAGGCGUCGCCGGCAGCAGCGGCGAGUAGGAAGCGGAGGCCGAAGGUGGAGGUUUAUCAGGAGGUUCUUCGUCGUCUUCGAGAAUCGGAUUGUGAAGAGGCAUGUCAACCUGGUUUUGAAGAUCAGCUAUGGUCUCAUUUCAGUCGUCUUCCUGUUAGAUAUGCAUUGGAUGUGAAUGUCGAGAGGGCACAGGAAGUCCUUAUGCACAAAAAGUUAUUGCACAUGGCACAUGACCCGACUACUAGACCAGCAUUCAAAGCCCGCCUUAUUCAGCUUCAUGCUAGUAUUGCUGAAAAUGGCGUUGACUCUACUUCAAGCUAUACAAGGAUGAAAGAUGCCCAAAUUUCUAUCCAUCCAGGCAGGCAGAGUACUCAUCCACUACCUGCAUUUGGUUUAUCUUCGAGUCUUGCUUUUGAGGCCAGUAAAUCAAGUCUGCAAGGUGGAAACAAAGUUAUGAGUGCCAACCAGCACUUACUUCGGCCUUUGCACGAAAUUACGAUCUCAACAAAUGAUAAGCCUAAACUCCUAUGUAAGUUGACUUCACUGCUCUCUGAGAUUGGCCUGAAUAUUCAAGAAGCUCAUGCCUUUUCAACUACCGAUGGCUACUCCUUGGAUGUCUUUGUUGUUAAUGGGUGGCCGUAUGAGGAGACUAAGAAACUCAGAGAUGUACUAGCAAAGGAAAUACCAAGGGUCGAGGAGAUACCUUGGUCAAAAAAUUCACCAGUUUUGGAGACAAAGAAUUUUCGAGAAAGUGUUCAGAUGCCUGUGGAUGGGGGUGAUGUUUGGGAAAUUGAUGUUAAGCGGUUAAAGUUUGAAUAUAGGAUAUGUGGGGGGUCAUAUGGUGAUUUGUAUAAAGGUACAUAUUGUACUCAGGAUGUGGCUGUCAAAGCUCUCAAGGACGAGUAUUUAAAUGAAAAUGUGCAGAGAGAAUUUGCUCAGGAAGUCUAUAUAAUGAGGAAAAUUCGGCAUAAAAACAUUGUGCAAUUUAUUGGUGCAUGUACAAGACCUCCAAACCUUUGUAUCGUGACUGAAUUUAUGGCAGGUGGAAGCGUGUAUAAUUUCUUACAUAACCAACGAGGUCGUUUCGAUGUUCCAGCCAUACUCAAAAUAGCAACUCAUGUUUCGAAAGGAAUGAACUACUUGCACGAAAAUAAUAUAAUCCACAGGGAUCUUAAGAGUGCCAACCUUCUGAUGGAUGAAAAUGGAAUUGUAAAGGUUUCUGAUUUUGGUGUGGCUAGAGUGCAAAAUAAGUCCAGUGUUAUGACUGCAGAAACUGGUACUUACCGUUGGAUGGCUCCUGAGGUCAUUGAACACAUGCCUUACAAUCACAAAGCAGAUGUCUUCAGCUUUGGUAUUGUCUUGUGGGAGCUCUUAACACAGAAGCUUCCUUAUGCAAACUUGACUCCUCUUCAGGCAGCAAUAGGUGUGGUCCAAAAGGGUUUAAGGCCAGCAAUUCCGAAGAAUACUCAUCCAGAAAUUGUGGGAUUACUCGAGCGAUGCUGGCAUCAAGAUCCGUCUUUGAGGCCAGACUUUUCCGAGAUCGUUACAAUCUUGCUGCAUUUGUCUAAGAUGGUAGUCGAAGAGAAAAGAUCUAUCAAGAGAAGAAAUAUCAUAGAAGGUGUCUCUCGACCGGAUGAUGCAUGAGCGUUCUUGCUACCGUUUCCACGUCCAACUUGAAUAGCACGUAAGUUAACAGGUUAUCAAUAAUUUAGCAUGUUAGUUGUAUAUUCGAUCGUUUCUAGCUCUGGAAAAAUGCAACAUAAAAGAGCAAAUUUCCAGUAGCUUUAGAGUUUGGUAUAAAAGUUGUUUGUGGUUGUUGGUUUGAUGUAUAAAUAUGUAAGCAGAUUUGG